Messenger RNA from Scutellospora calospora, 1187 nucleotides. The record is from the annotation of a GenBank genome assembly. NCBI's taxonomy places the organism in Eukaryota, Fungi, Glomeromycota, Glomeromycetes, Diversisporales, Gigasporaceae.
AUGGAAUAUAAUAUACGUUCCAAUGAUGAUAGUAUAAAUGAAGUUAUUUUAUCUGAGUUGAAAAAUUUAGACGAUACUUUUUUUGCUAAUUAUUCAGAUUCUGAAGGCGAAGAAUCUAACUCUGUAUUAGACGAUGAAUCAAUAUCCGAUGAUGAUUUUCCUGAUAUUCCUUUAAAUAAAUUAAAUGAAUUCAAUUUUGUAGAUGUUCCAGACAAUUAUAUUGAAGAUAAAAUUUAUGAUGAUUUAAAAUUAAAAAUUAAAAAAUUUUUUGAUAAAGGUCAGUGCUCAUGUCGUUCUAAACAAUCCUGUUUUGAGAAAAUCGGUUAUAAAAAAUUUCUUGCGCGUCGAGCUGAAUUUGAAAGUUUAGAGAAAAAUAUGCGAGAUAUGGUUAUUAAGGGACAGCUUCUAGCUUUUCAAAGAAAUGAAAAUAUGGAUAAGGUUACUAACGAUGAUAGAAAAAAUUUACGUUUUAGCUAUUGUUAUAAUCAUGAUGUUCCACAUUUGCAAGAGCACGGCCUUGAAGAACGUAUACAUGGCAAUACCAGUAGAGCUCCAAAAAAUAUGAAUCAUAUUGAGGUUAAUUAUGAUUUGGCUUGUAAAGAUAAGUAUGGUAAGGAUGCUCGUAUUUUGGCUGAAUCAACCUUUACUAAUAUUUGGAAAUCAUUAAUGCCGUCACUUCAAUUUAUGUCCUCAAAAACUGAUUUAUGUGAAACGUGUGAAAUCAUGAAAAUGGAUAUUAGAUAUACUAUACAAUAUGAAAAAAAAUUAGAGCUUACUAAUAGUUACUUAGCUCACUUAAAUCGAGCACAAAAAGAACAUGACUACUAUAAUAUUAAUAUUAUAAAUGCAGUUGAAGAUGGCAAACACAAUCCAAAUGUAGUUGGCUCUCAAAUAUUAUUUAAAAGCUUUAGUGCAUUCAAAAAUUUACCUCAUAUUCAAAAGUACCAUCAUUUUUAUUUUACUUCGCAGCACCCUGGAAUCGUCUUUUUUAAAGAUGAUCUUCAAGAUAGUUAUGAAAGUUUUACAAUUCGUCCCUUUUCUUUUAAUGCCGAUACCCUACUCCCUACGAUUGAUGUCAAACCACUUUCUCAAAAGAGACAGGAAGAAUUAUAUAAAGAGAUCGCACCCUAUAUUGAUUUACCUUUCCGCAACAUUACUUGUCCUGAACCAAAAAUCCAGGAUAAAAA